AGGCUGGAGCUGGAGCCCUGCAGAGGAGGCCCAGGGUGCAUGGCAUGGGGCCCAGGCAAGGCCAUCGCCUUGGUGUGUGAUUGGGAUGGAGCAGGGAGGAGCACCCGGCCUGGCUUCCUCGGAGUUGAGUCAGCCCAGGGGCAGCCUCCACUCGGCCAUCGCGCAGCCUGGGAAGGUGGAGAAAUGGAGCGUCGGGGUCUCGGAGGCGGCGUGGGAAACGCCGGGCGGAGCGGGGCGCUGUCACGGCAACAGAGAGACGCGACGGGGCCCCGCCCCACCGCCAGUUUCCACGACAACCGGAAGAGCGUGGGGAGGGAGGCAGGUGGUGCCCUGGCCCCUGACUGACGCGACCCGGGCCAGCGCGCUUCGUCCCCGCCCACCCGACAGGCCCCGCCCCCAAGCCCGGCCCCGCCCCGCGCUGCCCGGCUGUCGCGAGGUUUUGACUCUCGUGGCGCCCCAGGGGCCGACGGGAGUGGCGGCCGCGCGGAGGAGGCCAAGAUGGCGGCAGCUGCGGCUUCGCUUCGCGGGGUAGUGUUGGGCCCGCGGGGCGCGGGGCUUCCGGGCGCGCGUGCCCGGGGUCUGCUGUGCAGCGCGCGGCCCGGGCAGCUCCCGCUACGGACACCUCAGGCAGUGGCCUUGUCGUCGAAGUCUGGCCUUUCCCGAGGCCGGAAAGUGAUGCUGUCAGCGCUGGGUAUGCUGGCGGCAGGGGGUGCGGGGCUGGCCGUGGCUCUGCAUUCGGCUGUGAGUGCCAGUGACCUGGAGCUGCACCCCCCCAGCUAUCCGUGGUCUCACCGUGGCCUCCUCUCUUCCUUGGACCACACCAGCAUCCGGAGGGGUUUCCAGGUAUAUAAGCAGGUGUGCGCCUCCUGCCACAGCAUGGACUUCGUGGCUUACCGCCACCUGGUGGGCGUGUGCUACACGGAGGAUGAAGCUAAGGAGCUGGCUGCGGAGGUGGAGGUUCAAGACGGCCCCAAUGAAAAUGGGGAGAUGUUCAUGCGGCCAGGGAAGCUGUUCGACUAUUUCCCAAAACCAUACCCCAACAGUGAGGCUGCUCGAGCUGCCAACAACGGAGCAUUGCCCCCUGACCUCAGCUACAUCGUGCGAGCUAGGCAUGGUGGUGAGGACUACAUCUUCUCCCUGCUCACGGGCUACUGCGAGCCACCCACCGGGGUGUCACUGCGGGAAGGCCUCUACUUCAACCCCUACUUUCCUGGCCAGGCCAUUGCCAUGGCCCCUCCUAUCUACACAGAUGUCUUAGAGUUUGACGAUGGCACCCCAGCUACCAUGUCCCAGAUAGCCAAGGAUGUGUGCACCUUCCUGCGCUGGGCAUCUGAGCCAGAGCACGACCAUCGAAAACGCAUGGGGCUCAAGAUGUUGAUGAUGAUGGCUCUGCUGGUGCCCCUGGUCUACACCAUAAAGCGGCACAAGUGGUCAGUCCUGAAGAGUCGGAAGCUGGCAUAUCGGCCGCCCAAGUGACCCUGUCCAGUGUCUGCUUGCCAUCCUGCCAGAACAGGCCCUCAAGCCCAAGAGCCAUCCCAGGCCUGUUCAGGCCUCAGCUAAGCCUCUCUUCAUCUGGAAGAAGAGGCAAAGGGGCAGGAGACCAGGCUCUAGCUCUGGGCCCUCCUUCAGCCCCCAUCAUGGGAAUAAAUUAAGUUUCUCAAUGUA
Molecule: messenger RNA, 1665 nt
Organism: Gorilla gorilla gorilla (western lowland gorilla)
Lineage: Eukaryota; Metazoa; Chordata; Mammalia; Primates; Hominidae
Gene: CYC1
Product: cytochrome c1
Exons: 8
Coding region: 499-1476 (325 amino acids)
Biological process (GO): mitochondrial electron transport, ubiquinol to cytochrome c
Cellular component (GO): respiratory chain complex III
Molecular function (GO): heme binding; electron transfer activity
Source: RefSeq, a predicted model, not a curated record